GGAGCGGGGUGAAGUGUGUCUGUGGGGUCCCAAUGGGUCAAGGUUCAUGGUGGUGGUUUGGUGGCCGUGGGAGUUCCCCAGUGCCACUGUCCGAUGGGGGAGGUCCCAUCCCAUCCUAUCCCAGCCCUUGUCCCCACUGCCAGCCCCAUGGAGGCGGGGCCCAAUCCUACCCGCCCCUGGCCAUGGGGCCCAGCCACUGGCCCCACAGCAUUUAGGGGCUCCUGAGCCUCAGCAGUGCCCACCUGGACUCGUGCUCCUGCAGCCCCUGCACAGCUCCCAAGCACCACCACACUCUCCAUGGAGACCGGCAGCUCCUUCCAACAGCUUGGUAUGCAGCAGCCCCUCGAGCCCCCCGGGCAGCAGCCCCUGGGCUACGGCAAGUGCAGCACCGCAGGCAGUGAUCCCGGCAAAGAUGUUGGGAAAGCUGCUGGGUGCAGUGGAGGUAGUGGGAUCGGGAAGGGACCACAGCCAUUGGUCUGCAGCACUGUAUGCGGGAACCCCUACGCUGGGCUGGUGAGCCACCUGCGGGCAUCCUGGCUCUCCGGGAAGACACGGCCCUUGGAAUACCGCACGGCCCAGCUGGAGGCCCUGGGACGCUUCCUGGAUGAUAAGAAGGAGGAGAUCCUGGAGGCCACCGCUGCGGACAUGGGCAAGCCGUCCUUUGAGGCUUACUUCAGCGAGAUCCUCCUCUGCAAGAACGAGCUCAACGUCACCCUCAACAACCUGUGCCACUGGAUGAAGGACGAGCACGUGGACAAGAAUCUGGUGAUGCAGCUGGACUCCGCCUUCAUCCGCAAGGAUCCGUACGGGGUGGUGCUCAUCAUAUCGCCCUGGAACUACCCCAUCCACCUUUUCCUGGUGCCCCUCAUCGGGGCCAUCGCUGCUGGGAACUGCGUCAUUGUCAAACCCUCAGAGAUAUCCAAGAACACCGAGAGACUCGUUGCUGAAACGCUGAGCUGUUACCUGGACAAUGACUGCUUUGCUGUGGUGACUGGGGGUGUGCAGGAGAGCACAAGGCUGCUAGAGAACAAGUUUGACUACAUCUUCUUCACUGGCAGCCCCCGGGUGGGGCGGAUCGUGAUGACGGCCGCUGCCAAGCACCUGACGCCGGUGACGCUGGAGCUGGGGGGCAAGAACCCCUGCUACGUGUCCGACACCUGCGACAUACCCAACGUGGCUCGGCGCGUGGUCUGGGGCCGCUUCUUCAACGCGGGGCAGACCUGCAUCGCGCCCGACUACCUGCUCUGCAGCCUGGAGAUGCAGGAGAAGCUCAUGCCCGCCCUGCGCGAGGCCAUCGUGGAGUUUUUUGGCCCCAACCCCCAGGAAUCCCCGGAUUUUGGGCGCAUUGUGGGGGACAAGCAGUUCCAGCGGGUGCGGAAGCUGCUGUGCAGCGGGCGCGUGGCCAUCGGGGGACAGACGGACGAGGCCGAGCGCUACAUCGCUCCCACGAUCCUGGCGGACGUGCAGCCCUCGGACCCUGUCAUGCAGGAGGAGAUCUUCGGGCCCAUCCUGCCCAUCGUCGUCGUGGCCAACAUGGAUGAAGCCAUUGACUUCAUCAACGCGCGGCCGCGGCCCUUGGCCAUCUACGCCUUCUCCUGUGACAGCAAGGUGGUGAACCAGGUCCUGGAGCGGACGAGCAGCGGCGGCUUCUGCGGCAACGACACCCUGAUGCACGUGGCACUGACCUCGCUGCCCUUUGGAGGGAUUGGGAACAGUGGCCUGGGAAGAUACCACGGGAAGUUCACCUUCGACACCUUCUCCCACCACCGGGGCUGCCUGCACCGGAGCAUGGGGCUGGAGGCCAUCAACGCCCCGCGCUACCCGCCCUACACCCAGCAGAAACUGGGGCUCCUCACGGCCGCCUUCGAGGUCAAGCGCAGGGGCACCUGCACCCUGCUCUGAGGGUCCCACGUCCUGCUCCGAGGGUCUCCAUGCACAGAGUCGGUGUGGAGAACCAGGACUGCCCCCCCAUCCUCACCGUGUCCUUUGCUUCGCUGGAGCGCGUUGGACAGCCGGGAUGGAUGCCCCCUCCUGCACGCUUGUGGCCUCUGCUCUGGACCGUUUUCCAGGAAGCAGCUGAAACGGCCCAGAAGCUCUUUUUCCUCUUCCUGGUGGAGAAAUGGUCCCAUCAGCCCCAUCUCCCAUCACAUGGACCUUUCCUUGGGGAUGAUCCUCCUUCUCCUCACUGUUGCUCUUUCCUCCAUGUAACUCUGCCUAUAGUAAAGACUUUGCAUUGAGCUCU
Manacus vitellinus (golden-collared manakin) is the source of this 2242-nucleotide messenger RNA. RefSeq names its product aldehyde dehydrogenase family 3 member B1. Lineage: Eukaryota; Metazoa; Chordata; Aves; Passeriformes; Pipridae. Bases 298 to 1902 code for a protein of 534 amino acids. Gene Ontology annotation, cellular component: cytoplasm. The transcript is spliced from 11 exons. Gene Ontology annotation, biological process: aldehyde metabolic process. The record is from RefSeq and is a predicted model, not a curated record. Gene Ontology annotation, molecular function: aldehyde dehydrogenase (NAD+) activity.